CGCUGCCGUAAAGCGGCGCCGUAAAGCGUCCGGCUGGAGGCGGCGCACUAAAGAUGGCGGCGGCUGGGCCCGCAGCCGGUGGCGGAGGAGAAGCCGGUGGCCGCGGGGCCCGCGCCUGAGCGACGGCCGGGAGCUGCCGGGAGCCGGCUGCCAGCGAACCUCCAGCCCCGGCCUCGCUGCCCGCGGCACCGUCGCCGCCGCGCAGGGGGAGUGCUCUGGAAAACGCCAUGUCGGAUAAAGGGAGCAGCAUGGAGGGGAAGACGGACAUAGUGAAUGGCAGCUUGUCCAGCAGCCCAGAGGAGAUGUCAGCCGAGGAGGGCCGAGAAACCUCCUCCGGCAUCGAGGUGGAGGCCUCCGACCUCAGCCUGAGCCUCACGGGGGACGACGUGGGGCCCAACCGCACCAGCACGGAGAGCCGGGAUACGGACACGGAGAGCUCGGGGGAAGAGAAGGACUCUGACAGCAUGGACGACACGGGCCACUACUCCAUAAACGAGGAGAACCGGGCCCUCGACCGGUCGCAUUCAGAGGAGGAAGAGGAGGAGGAGGAAGAGGAGGAGCAGCGGUCCCACCGCCGUGCCCAGCGCAAGCGUGCCAACCACGACCAAGACUCCUCGGACGACGAGCAGGCCCUGGAGGACUGGGUGUCCUCGGAGACCACGGCGCUGCCCCAGCCCCGCUGGCAGGCGGUCCAUGCCCUCCGGGAAAGGGAGCUGGGCUCCAGCUCCCGCUUCGUCUACGAGGCCUGCGGGGCCAGGGUCUUUGUGCAACGCUUCCGCCUCCAGCACGGCCUGGAGGGACACACGGGCUGCGUCAACACCCUGCACUUUAACCAGCGCGGCACGUGGCUGGCCAGCGGCAGCGACGACCUCAAAGUGGUGGUGUGGGACUGGGUCAGGAGGCAGCCAGUGCUGGAGUUCGAGAGCGGCCACAAAAGCAACGUCUUCCAGGCCAAGUUCCUCCCCAACAGCGGCGACUCCACGCUGGCCAUGUGUGCUCGGGACGGCCAGGUCCGGGUGGCCGAGCUCUCCGCCACCCAAUGCUGCAAAAAUACCAAGCGCGUGGCACAGCACAAAGGAGCUUCGCACAAGCUGGCCCUAGAACCGGAUUCUCCAUGCACUUUCCUAUCGGCAGGUGAAGAUGCUGUAGUCUUCACCAUUGAUCUGAGACAAGACCGGCCCGCCUCGAAACUGGUUGUGACAAAAGAAAAGGAGAAGAAGGUGGGUCUGUACACCAUCUACGUGAACCCAGCCAACACCUACCAGUUUGCUGUGGGAGGCAGAGAUCAGUUUGUCAGGAUUUACGACCAGCGGAAAAUAGAUGAGAAUGAGAACAACGGCGUGCUAAAGAAGUUCUGCCCUCACCACUUGGUGAACAGCGAGUCCAAAGCCAACAUCACCUGCCUGGUCUACAGCCACGACGGCUCGGAGCUGUUGGCCAGCUACAACGAUGAAGACAUUUAUCUCUUCAACUCCUCGCACAGCGACGGAGCGGAGUACAUCAAGAGAUACAAGGGACAUCGCAAUAAUGCCACCGUGAAAGGCGUCAAUUUUUACGGCCCCAAAAGCGAGUUUGUGGUGAGCGGCAGCGAUUGCGGCCACAUCUUCCUGUGGGAGAAAUCGUCCUGCCAGAUCGUGCAGUUCAUGGAGGGCGACAAGGGAGGAGUGGUGAACUGCCUGGAACCCCAUCCCCACCUCCCCGUCCUGGCCACCAGCGGCCUCGACCACGACGUCAAGAUUUGGGCGCCCACGGCGGAGAAUCCCACCGAGCUGGCCGGCCUCAAGGAGGUGAUCAAGAAGAACAAGCUGGAGCGGGACGAGGACAGCCUCCACCACACCGACAUGUUCGACAGCCACAUGCUCUGGUUCCUCAUGCACCACCUGCGACAGAGGCGCCAUCACCGGCGCCGAAGAGAGCCGGGAGCGCCGGACGGCGACUCGGAUGAGUCUCCCAGUUCCUCCGACACCUCGGACGACGAGGAAGAGGGGCCGGAUCGGGUGCAGUGCAUGCCCUCCUGAGCCCCCCCCCCCCCGCCUCCCCACGACAGCCCCCAGCCGAGUCGGGGGGGGCAAGGGGGGGGGGGCUCCGGGCACGCGGCGUCCCUACUAACACUUUGAGCUUUGUAUUGACUUGUUAAGGACCCCCCCCCAGCCCCCUUCCCUCCCUCCUCAUCCUCGCAGCCCCCCCCCCUCCACACCGAGGUCCCGGAGGUCCCUCCCCAGGACCCACGCAGAGCUGGGG
Chroicocephalus ridibundus (black-headed gull) is the source of this 2241-nucleotide messenger RNA. RefSeq names its product DDB1 and CUL4 associated factor 8 (gene DCAF8). Lineage: Eukaryota; Metazoa; Chordata; Aves; Charadriiformes; Laridae. The record is from RefSeq and is a predicted model, not a curated record. Bases 228 to 2018 code for a protein of 596 amino acids. Gene Ontology annotation, molecular function: protein binding. Gene Ontology annotation, cellular component: cytoplasm; Cul4-RING E3 ubiquitin ligase complex. The transcript has 14 exons.